GAAAUCCAAGCCCUGCAAUCUUCGUACCGCUAACUUUGUACCUGGAUCAAGCACUCAUGUCAAUUGCAGUUUCGGCGCCAGGGAAGGUCCUCCUCGCAGGAGGUUACCUUGUCCUCGACAAGAACUAUUCUGGCCUAGUGUUCGGCCUAACCGCCAGGAUUCAUACAAUCUCCACAAUCUCGGCUUCGGAGGCCGGGACAAUAGUUGUCAGGUCCCCUCAAUUUUCAAAUGCGACAUGGACGUAUACAGCAUCUCCCUCCAAGAACGGGGCAUCUGUGGAGCAAGUUACAGAUAAAGAGUAUCUUCCCUUGCCAAACUUUCAAUCCAAUUGGGGCUAAUUUCCAGCUAGCUCUUCCGACAACACUUUCAUCGAGACCGCCAUCCGCUACGUGCUCUCAUACCUCUCCUUGUCCAAGAUACCCAGUAGCGAGAUCGCAAUCCUAGCAGACAACGACUACUACUCCCAGCCGGCCUCUACCACUCCACCCCAGCGUUUCAACAAUCUGAACGUCCCUCUCUCCGCCGCGCACAAAACUGGCCUUGGCUCUUCUGCAGCGCUAGUCACCUCCCUAACGGCCUGCCUCCUCCAAAUGUACUCUCCCACACCCUUCCAACUCUCCGUCUCCUCCAACUUGACAAAAAUUCACAACCUCUCACAAGCGGCCCACUGCGCAGCCCAAGGCAAAGUUGGGAGCGGCUUCGACGUAGCAGCAGCAGUCUUCGGCUCGUGCGUGUACCGCCGCUUCUCCCCGUCGAUUCUGCAAUCACUCCCGGAAGCAAACACAGUCGGGUUCUCCCAAGAAUUGAGAGAAGCUGUAGAUAGGAACUGGGAUAUGGGAAUUGAGAAGACAGAGAUUCCAAAGGGCAUGAGGGUAAUUAUGGGAGAUGUUGACUGUGGAAGCUCCACUCCUGGAAUGGUCAAGAAGGUCCUCACCUGGCGGGAGAGUGAGAAGGAGGCUGCAGGAGAGCAAUGGGAUGAACUCGAGAGGGUAAACCGUAAACUUAUUAGUUUACUUGCGCAGUUGAGUGAGGGCAGUCACGAUAGCGUCAGAAGGCAGAUCCUGGAUAUUAGGAAGAAUCUUCGUGCCAUGGGAGGGGCAGCGGACGUGCCUAUUGAACCGGAGGAGCAGACGAAGCUACUGGACGCAGUAUCUACGGAUGUCCCCGGGGUGCUUGGCGGCGUGGUUCCUGGCGCUGGUGGAUAUGAUGCUGUUGCUUUCAUAAUCAAGGACGAUGAGGAGACGGUUACAGCUCUGAAGGAAUUUCUGGCAAAAUGGGACCACGGGAAAGUCAAGGCCCUCGAAACCCGAGAGGAGCAGGAGGGCGUUAGGGUGGAGCAGGUGAAACAGUACGAGGGGUUUGGGAGCUACUUGAAGCUGACUUAAUCAGCAAUCCUGGUGUCAUAACACAUGUAGAAGGAGUUUGUUAGAUACUGUAUGAUACCGGUAGCAUGCCCUUAGCGACUUCCCCAGGAA
This is a messenger RNA of Tuber aestivum (summer truffle), 1475 nucleotides long. NCBI's taxonomy places the organism in Eukaryota, Fungi, Ascomycota, Pezizomycetes, Pezizales, Tuberaceae. The record is from the annotation of a GenBank genome assembly.